CGAGGAUGGCGACGGCAACGCCUUGAUAUUUAUUUAAGAUACGUGUUAACAGCCUAGCAAAAUACAAUGAUUCCUGAGGUCUAGUUGAGCACUCUAUUCCUCUUCUUUCCAUUAUAGCCGCUGGAGCGCCAUUUAUCUACUACUAUCUCAUUUAUCGUUGCGCCCACCCCUCUCUACUCCGGCCUUUGACUUCGGCUCGUGAUAAUAUGGCCGUCCCAAGAUCCGAGUACCUGAGCCACGUUUGGGCGGACAGCAUCUUCACUGACCGGGUCGUCUUUGUGACCGGCGGAGCCGGGUCAAUCUGCAGCGCGCAGACUCGAGCGCUUGUCCAUCUCGGCGCCAAUGCCUGUAUUGUCGGGCGCAACGUCGCGAAAACGGAAGAUGCUGCGAAGGAGAUAGCAAAGGUCCGAAAAGGAGCCAGAGUUAUUGGCAUCGGCGGAGUCGACGUUCGCAGUUUCGACAGCCUCAAGAGUGCUGCGGACCGAUGCGCUACAGAACUAGGGGCCAUUGACUUUGUCAUUGCCGGCGCUGCGGGCAACUUCAUCUCGCCCAUCUCCGCCCUGAGCCCAAACGGCUUCAAGGCGGUCAUUGAAAUCGAUACGAUUGGGACGUUCAACACCAUCAAGGCAACGAUCCCUCACCUCGUGCAGUCGGCGGCAAGAAACCCGAAUCCCAACCCUUCGGGUGCCACUGGCGGACGCAUCGUCGCUGUAUCGGCAACGUUCCACUACACUGGCAUGCCGCUACAAGCACAUGUCAGCGCUGCCAAGGCAGCGGUUGAUUCGCUCAUGGCCAGCGUGGCCUUGGAGUACGGCCCGUUAGGAAUCACGGCCAAUGUAGUCGCCCCCGGCGCGAUUGCGGGCACCGAGGGCAUGGAACGGCUGGCUAGCAGCGCGCUGGACAGCACACAGCGGAAUAGUGGCGUGCCGACCGGUAGAUGGGGCACCGUCCGGGACAUCGCAGACGCUACGGUGUUCGUCUUCAGCGACGCCGGAAACUACAUCAACGGAACCAAUAUUGUUGUUGAUGGCGCGGGUUGGAGAAGGCAUGGCAGCCUGGGUGUCGGCCUGGAUCCGGAUAUGAAAUAUCCCGACUUUUUGAUUACGGGGGAUAUCAGCAAGAACGUGAAGGAUGGCCGGAAGGCUAAGCUAUGA
This is a messenger RNA of Phialemonium atrogriseum, 1154 nucleotides long. RefSeq names its product NAD(P)-binding protein. The record is from RefSeq and is a predicted model, not a curated record. Gene Ontology annotation, biological process: fatty acid catabolic process. Gene Ontology annotation, molecular function: 2,4-dienoyl-CoA reductase (NADPH) activity. NCBI's taxonomy places the organism in Eukaryota, Fungi, Ascomycota, Sordariomycetes, Cephalothecales, Cephalothecaceae. The coding region runs from base 207 to 1154 and encodes 315 amino acids. Gene Ontology annotation, cellular component: peroxisome. The transcript is spliced from 4 exons.